Messenger RNA from Sebastes umbrosus (honeycomb rockfish), 5611 nucleotides. RefSeq names its product v-akt murine thymoma viral oncogene homolog 3b (gene akt3b). Bases 1046 to 2485 code for a protein of 479 amino acids. Gene Ontology annotation, biological process: protein phosphorylation. Gene Ontology annotation, molecular function: ATP binding; protein serine/threonine kinase activity. The record is from RefSeq and is a predicted model, not a curated record. NCBI's taxonomy places the organism in Eukaryota, Metazoa, Chordata, Actinopteri, Perciformes, Sebastidae. The transcript has 14 exons.
CUUGUGAAGCACUUUAUUGUGAAGUGCUAUACAAAUAAAUGUAUUAUUAUUAUACAUUAUUAUAAGUUAUUCUUCCACCACUGCUCCUCCUGUCACAUUUCCCAGCUGGUUGGUUUGGGGUGCAGCAACUCUAUGAACCCUCCAUAUAUUUCCGACAGCCCCUGAAUGCAUCAGGAGUCCUCCCAGUCAGAUCUGGCUGAACGUGACGUGCCGACUCGCAGCGGAGCUAGCGAGGUUUCCUGGCGGAGCUGCGGAGGGAGAGCAGGAGCAGGAGCCGAGCGGGUCUGUCUGUCUGUCCGUGUGUCUGUCUCUCUGCCGCCGCCGCCGCCGCCGCCGCAGUCUCUCUUGUCCUGUCUGGGACACACACACACACAACAAACCCUCCUCUUUUACACGGAUAUCACGGUGUGGACGCGGCUUCUUCACCAGCGGCAUCAUGGAUCCAUCGCUGUCCUCCUCCGGUCUCUGUCUCUGUCUUCACCGCUGAGCUGAGGGACGUUCAGUCCGUCGGAUGCUCCAGAGCCCAUAGAGGAGGAGGAGGAGGAGGAGGAGGAGGGAGGCUAUCCUUCUCGUUCUACCAGGCUGACUACCAGGCUGACUCACCGCUGGAGUGCCUGAACACAGAAGAAGAAGAAAAAGAAGAAGUUUGAGAGGACGAGGGAGUGAGGAAAAGACACAGUAAGAGAAGGAAGGAGGGAGGGAAAGAAAUAGGGGAGUAAAAAACUAAACAAAAAAGUGGUGAGGAAGAUUUGGAGGGGGGGAUUGACAGCAAGAGGAAGUCAGGUUGGGUUGGCGGGGUGAGAGGAGGAAAGAGAAAGUGAUUGUGGGAAAGAGAGAGAGAACGAUAGAGACAUUACAGACUCGUGGGGAACAAAUUAACAGAUCUGAGGUCAGGCGAGAGUGGGCGCAGGUAGGUUGGAGGUCGGAGGUCAAGCGGUCAGACGGAAGGCUGACUGAGCUUCAGCCGAACAAGCUGUCCCGCUACCCCCCUUCACCGUCACCACACUGGGAGAACUGGGAGAGCUGGUGACGAGGAGAAGCCACCAUGAGCGACCAGAACGUCAUCAAGGAAGGCUGGGUCCAGAAAAGAGGUGAGUACAUCAAGAACUGGCGACCGCGCUACUUUCUGCUGAAGACAGACGGCUCUUUCAUCGGCUACAAGGACAAACCGCAGGACUCUGACCUGGCCUACCCGCUCAACAACUUCUCUGUAGCAAAAUGUCAGCUGAUGAAGACGGAGCGGCCCAAGCCAAACACCUUCAUCAUCCGCUGUCUGCAGUGGACCACGGUCAUCGAGAGGACUUUUCACGUCGACACUCCUGAUGAGAGGGACGAGUGGGCCGAGGCCAUCCAGACGGUAGCCGAGUCUCUGGCCAAACAGGAGGAGGAGGGCAUCCUGAGCAGCCCCACCUCCCAGAUCGAGAACGUCAAUGAGGAGGAGAUGGACACCUCCAUCAGCCACUACAAACGAAAGACAAUGAAUGACUUUGACUAUCUGAAGCUUCUGGGCAAAGGCACUUUUGGGAAAGUCAUUCUGGUGAGGGAGAAGGCAAGUGGCACCUACUACGCCAUGAAGAUCCUCAAGAAGGAAGUCAUCAUAGCCAAGGAUGAAGUUGCUCACACACUCACAGAAAGUAGGGUAUUAAAAAACACCCGGCAUCCAUUCCUAACUUCUCUGAAGUACUCGUUCCAGACGAAGGACCGGCUGUGCUUUGUAAUGGAGUACGUCAACGGAGGAGAGCUGUUUUUCCAUUUGUCAAGAGAAAGAGUAUUUUCGGAGGACCGCACCCGUUUCUACGGCGCUGAGAUCGUUUCUGCUCUAGACUACCUACAUUCUGCCAAGAUCGUCUAUCGGGAUCUGAAGCUGGAGAACCUCAUGUUGGACAAAGAUGGCCACAUCAAGAUCACAGACUUUGGCCUCUGCAAAGAAGGCAUCACCGACACUGCCACCAUGAAGACCUUCUGUGGAACACCAGAGUACCUGGCUCCUGAGGUGCUGGAGGACAAUGACUACGGGCGGGCGGUGGACUGGUGGGGUUUGGGCGUGGUGACGUACGAGAUGAUGUGCGGCCGCCUGCCGUUCUACAACCAGGACCACGAGAAGCUGUUUGAGCUCAUCCUCAUGGAGGAGAUCAAGUUCCCGCGAACCCUGUCGGCCGACGCCAAGUCGCUGCUGUCAGGGCUGCUCAUCAAGGACCCCAACAAACGGCUGGGCGGCGGACCGGAUGACGCUAAGGAGAUCAUGCGACACAGUUUCUUUAACACAGUCGACUGGCAGGACGUCUAUGACAAGAAGCUGGUCCCACCUUUCCAGCCCCAGGUCAGCUCAGAGACGGACACACGCUACUUCGACGAGGAGUUCACAGCACAGACCAUCACCAUCACUCCGCCGGAAAAAUAUGACGAGGACGGGAUGGACGCGGCGGACAACGAGCGAAGGCCUCAUUUCCCACAGUUCUCCUACUCAGCCAGCGGGCGGGAGUGAGCGCUCCGGCCCAGCCAGCCAGUAUCGUCCCCAUUCGUGGCCAUUUUGAGGAAAACACGUAGCCAUUUUAGGAAAAAAAAAAAAUACCAGUCUCCCCUCUUUUUCUCCUUCUCUGCCUCCUCACAGACGGGGAGAAGUCUUUUUAGGGACUUUAAAAGAGGUUUUUGCACAGUGGGAUAGACUCCAGCCGGUCUCCCCACACUAAAAAAUAAGUCUCCUACAUUUUCAGCGCUAUUUACUGCAGAAGGCAAUGUUUUUGUUAUUUAUUUUUUCUCUCCGUCAGUAUUAAGUUGUCGACCCGGGUUGCGUUCAUCUUUUUUUUUUUUUGUUUGUUUGUUGUUUCUGCCCUUUUUUUUUUUUUUCUUCUUUUGACUUUUUGCACUUGGUUUGGAAGAGCCGUUUUAGGGAACAAAAAACCAAAAAUGUUGCCUUACGUGUGCAGAUGUUUCGUAUCAUACCGACAGGGUGUUUUGUUUUUUUGGGGAAGAGGGCGGGCGGGUUUCGGGGUUGUGAGGGGUCAUUCUUAGUUGAGAAUAAGUGCAUGGCUCGUGGUUCACACAAAAAAAACUACAAAAAAAAUAUUUUCUUUCUCAUACAUUUGCCAUGGCAGCGCACAUCCCCCCCAGUCCCAUGGCAAUGAAAGUCACUGUCUACAAGUAAACAACAAAACACACAAAAAAAACAAGAGAAGGACGAGAAUGGACGAGUCUGUAUCAUUCCUUUCAUCGUUGCAGUGUUACUACUUUGCUCUUUUCAACCCAUGUGUUUUUUUUCUUGCGCUUUACUUUCAACUUUUAUUUUGUAAACAGGAAACACUAAACUGCCAGAAACUGCACAGUUCACUCAGGCGCCACAGAGCACAACCGCGUUCAAACUCAGCUAACCGCUCCAGCUUUCCACAGCCGGCAGGGGAACGAGGCCUUUCUCUGCUUUCUCACCGCUUCUCCUCCUCUUCCUCCUCUUCUUCACCUCCGCUUUUUGUUUCCUCAUCGUAGCUGUAGGACUAGUGGAAUGGGUGUUUACACAGGGAAAUGUGGCUUAAUGUAUGUAUGUAAUGUAUGUAUGUACUGUAUGUAUGUGGGACAUGGGGGUCAACUUUAUGCUGUCAUAGCAACACACACACACACAUAUAUAUAUAUCUCUCUCUAUAUAUAUAGAGAGAGAUAUAUAUAUAUAGAGAUAUAUAUAUUUACACUCAGAAACAGGAAACAGCUGUGAGAUCAGACUGAAGUUGGCAGUUUUCUCCAGACACAAUCGAAUUUGGUGUUUUCUGAAAUAACCACAAUAUCAGAAUACUCACUGCAAUCACAGCCUUGUGUUUAACAGCUCAUGUCAGGUCAAGCUAGAGUCUGCGACGGGCAUUUACUGUAAGUUUCAGUGUAGGGAAAAACUAAACAAAAAGUAUUAACCUUCCGUUUUCCUGUUGCAUAUUUGCAGCUGUCGUUCCUCCUUCUGAAAACUCUUUUUGUGCGUUGGACAGACCGAUAGUUUACGUGAUAUUUCUGGACACUUAGAGAGUUUGUUAGGGGUGGUUUCCUUAAAACUCUCAGCUGCUACUGAGUGAGACAGUCUACAUGUUAUCAUACUAACUUAGUCAGCCGUCGCCAUGUCGAGAGCCGUGCGGAGGCAAUAGAAAUGCUUGCAUGUAGCACCUUUAGGGGCCAUACACAUGCCGCGUCUUUUGCACGCUAAAACCCAUCCAUCCAUUGUGGCAGGUGCGCUCAAACGUGGGAGCGUCGCUCGGAGGGCGACGGCAUCGCGGUGGGCAGGCGUUCCCAAGCGCCUAUUUUUCGGGCCGCGACGGCUGCGCCCCAAGAUAAAAAUAGUUCAACUUUUGUAACGCCGCACCGCAUGUCAUGUGAUGAGGAACAACCAAUCACAGCCAGCAGAUUUCUUUUCUUUCUUCUGUAAAUAUCAGUCUACGGUAAAUACUGUAUAUGAAGGAGAAGUUAAUAAUUUUAGUGCAGAGCUUUACAACUGUUCCCACGGACUAUUUUACUUGCUUAACCCUUUCUGUCUGAGGACGUCACAGCAUCCGGUUGAAAGGCCAGCCUAAUAACUGACAGAGAAAUUGAGCAGUAAAGCUUCUGUGAGGGAUUUAUGGUGCUGGAAAUCCAUUUAUCUUUGUUUUGACUGAGUUAAGUUUAGUCAGUGAGGCUUUUCCUGCUAAAUUACCACAACUCAUCAUCGUCAUCGCAACGCGCAGGUUUUGGUAGCUUAGUAACUGCAGGCGCAACAGUAGCGCAACCUCCGAAGCACCUCUUCCACAAAUUGUUAGACACGAUAUUUUGGGAAAUAGGUUUAUUUGCUUUCUUGUCAAGAGUGAGAUGACAAGUUUGAUACCUCUCUCAUGUCUGAACGGUGCUAAAGUCUGGAGGUGAUUAUCUUAGCUUAGCAUAGGAGAAAAACUGACAGCGGGGGUGAAAACCGCUCGCCUGGCUCUGUCCAAAGUUUAAAAAAAAAUACAUUUACCAACUCCUCUAAAGCUGAUUACUGAUUAUUGAAACAGACAUACAGCAGACCUAUGUUUGAGUAUUGAGUAACUUUACAGAACACUUAUUUAGUCCGACACCCAGGCCUGGCGCCAGGAUGAAGUGACUGAGGGGGCUGUUACAGGUUCUCUAUGUGAUAUCCAGAGAAUUCAUAUAGCAGCAAACAACUAUUUGCUAUGUAAAGAUAUAGAGGAGCAAUGUCUACCUGAGUAGAGAAUGAAGUCUCUGGAGAGGAAACACGCACAGAAGUGUGUUGUAAUCGGAGCUUCUCCUCACUUUGAUGACAUCGCCGGGCCGGCCGCACCUGCCUGCUUUGUUGCCUCACUGGCUAGCUCACAGCCGCCGCUCUGCACUGCCCUCAUACAGCGGUUACCAUUGAUAACGCCGCCCGAUCGACAGCACCGUUGCAGAAGCGUAGCAUCCCCCCAGGCUAACACUGUUAGCUCUGUCGGCACUGUUGCCGUCUCAAAAUUAAAGAAUACAUUUAUUAAUCAGAGCACUCGCAUAAGAAAGAAUAUUUUUUUAGCUUAUGAACGAUUCUCUGUAAAAAUCAGCAGGUGGAGGCGCGUAGAAACUCUCUCUCUCUCUCUCUCUCUCUCUCUCUCUCUCUCUCUCUCUCUCCCCCUCUCUCUCU